This is a messenger RNA of Owenia fusiformis, 852 nucleotides long. NCBI's taxonomy places the organism in Eukaryota, Metazoa, Annelida, Polychaeta, Sabellida, Oweniidae. The record is from the annotation of a GenBank genome assembly.
UGAGCAAGUAAGAGCCAACUAGAGGAGAUCAGAUGUCUGUUUAAAGCAAAGCUGACCUCCAAAUGCAAAUGAGAAUUACAAAAAUGACAAUUUUGAAUUGGUUGGAGUACAACCUUCAGAGGGAUGCUUCAGAUAAUGGCAUUACUCUCCAAGAAAUACUCUCCAAGUGCAAUAAAGAUAGACACAAGUGUGGUCUCACCCCUGUGGAUCAGAAAACACUUGGAUGUUUAAUGAUAAAGUACUUCCAAAUCGGAAUAUCAACGAGGGUCAUGCCAAGCAAUAUUCUGUAUAGCCUAAAAUGGAAGGUUCAUAACAAGGAUAAGGCUUUUAACAUUGGUAAUGACACCUCAUUUAUAAAAGAGACUGGCUGGCGUGUUGAUUCUACAACUGAGUUUUCCCUCAUCCUGGCUAAAGUUAUUGACUUAAAAAUCAAUAAUUUAAAUGUUGAGAAGAAAGUUGAAUUUAGAGGUGGCAGGUGGUCUUUGAAGAUUUACGAUAAACCAGUAAAUCUGAAUGACGUGGAUGUGGAUGACCAUUACAUGACAUCACAAGAUGGUAUUCUCACAGUUUUAGCAGUGGUUGAUAACAUUCCAGUCUGCCCAGGAAAGAAAUUGGAAACAGGGAAUGCAAACUAUUCAAUCCAAUUGGAAAAUAGUCAUAACACCAAUGAUACUCAAAAACUUGUAGUUCAUAGUAUGGAAUGUUUGAUUGCAGUUCCUAUCACUAGUUUAGGAGAUUCAUGUUCAAUGUGUGAAAAAAUCUUAGAAAAUGUAAAACUUUUACCUUAUGGACCAGAAAAGAGUUCAUCUGAAUGUGAAACUGCUUCUGAUACACUCAUUGCUGUUAUAAAAG